UGACACUGAACACUCUCGGUUGUCACUUGAUUGAUGCAUACGUAUACACGUCCGUAUGUCUGUCGAAUCAUACAUAUACACACACACGUCCAGUGCAAUGUCGGUCAGUCAGUCACCUAAUACACCGCAUUCUCCCUGGCCCCUGCUCAUUCAUCUUCACUCGGCAGCCCAGGCACGUCCUUGAUCACCACUGCACUCUUCGCGACCGGCCUCCUCUCCCCGGGCAGCGUCACCAGAUCGAACCGAACCCUUUCGCCAACAGUCAGCUCUUCACUGAAGUGCCUCUCCCCUCGCCAACAUGACAUCGUUCAUGUGCAAAAAGACGUCUGGACCGCCGGUGGCUGGUUUGAUGAAUGCAUAGCGCUUGUUGCGGAGCACCAAGCUUGACGCAGAAGCCAUCCACGUUCUCGGCAGUUGUGGCAGCUGCAGACGGGGUCGUUCCAAGGUUGCGGGAGAAGGGGAGAGGAAGUCGUGCUCUCGCUGCAGCCUGCUGGAUGGCCCUCAUCCCUCAUCUAUGUACGACUCAUCCCUGCAUCAACCACAAGAAGAUCGAUGCAUAAUUCCAUCUUCUUGUGCAUUCAAUCUUCUUGUAUCUCAACGAAUACACCGCCAUGACUGGUCGAGACAAUUGUCCAUGAGCGUAUCACCGGCUCGUGUAGUCGUAUGCUCCCCAAUGCCAAUGACAUACUCCCAUCAGUUGUCCACACUCUCACUCUCAUCACUCAUCAUCAGCCCCUCCCGCAAGCCAUGCGGGCCAGUCAACAGCAUCUGGGGCCGGUUCAGGCAGCGAUGCCCGGAGGGACGCCCACCAGUCAGCUGAACUUUCCGCUUGAGAGGCCUCCUUGAUCACCUCUCUCGGGAUAUCCCUCAAAUUCUCCCUGUCCAGCCCCAGCCCUUUCUGUCCCUCCCCCUGUGACAGCUUCUUGGUUGCCCGGAGGCGCCGCCCGCAGCCCCAUGUCCCUGCUUCCACGCCAUAGUCCAUAGCGCAGGUCUUGCACGCACGGACGGAGGCCUUGUUCUUGAUGUCCUCCCCGACGACACGCUGAGGGCAUGUCAAUCUCCACUCCCGCUUGUUGGGGUAGUCCUCGUCGGGCACGCCGCAGCCAUUCGCUAUCACCUUGCUCAUGCCACCACACUGUCUCAUCUCAUCAAGCUGCUGGUCAGUGGCCUGAAACCACACAUGAAUUACCCAGCAAAUGUCCUCGAAGUCGGGGUUGAACUGAACGCUGAUGCCGAGAGGUGCGUCCGUUGCGAGCAGGCAUCGAUCUCUGCGUCCGACCGCAGACUCCGCGCCGAUGCUAAGGCCUGAAUGCAGAUCUCUCGUACCAUGAAGAUCCGCCGACUCAUCCCCGUCACUCGCAAGCCUCAGCACAAAAAAGCAACGAGACGG
This is a messenger RNA of Vitrella brassicaformis, 1390 nucleotides long. Lineage: Eukaryota; Vitrellaceae. The record is from the annotation of a GenBank genome assembly.